Messenger RNA from Oldenlandia corymbosa var. corymbosa, 804 nucleotides. NCBI's taxonomy places the organism in Eukaryota, Viridiplantae, Streptophyta, Magnoliopsida, Gentianales, Rubiaceae. The record is from the annotation of a GenBank genome assembly.
AUGAAGUCCGAGGCUUCCGUCAUUUCCGACUUGGUUCUACUUUCAUCUGUUGGUCUUCGGGUUAUUUUGGUUCAUGGUGGAGGUCCUGAAAUCAACCAGUUCCUUGGUCGAUUAGGGCUCGAUGCCAACUUUGUCAAUGGACUCCGGGUCACUGAUGCCGCGACCAUGGAAGUCGCCUCAAUGGUUUUUGUAAGAAAAGUAAACAAGCAUCUUGUUGCUUUGAUCAACAAGGCUGGAGCUACUGCCGUCGGGUUAUGCGGGAUUGAUGGUCAUCUUCUCACUGCAAGGCCUUGUCCUGAUUCCGAUCAACUCGGCUUUGUCGGGGAUAUUGCCAGUGUGGAUCCUUCAAUACUACAACCGCUCAUUGAUAACAAUCACAUACCAGUGAUUGCCUCUGUUGCUGCGAAUGAAACCGUUGAAAUUUUCAUUCGGGUGGAAGAGGCAGAGCAGGAAAAAGGCAUUCUUCAGAUUGAAGGUUGGAUGGUUGGACUGAACGGGAGCAGGACAGAGGCAACCCAUUUAGCCUGCACAGAUGGGUACGGCAGAAGGGGGCAAGCGCCCAUAAGAGAUGACGAGUCAAUGUCAUGGAUUUACCGAGUUGCCCAUUUGCGUCCAACAUUGUAUGUAGAGGUUGCAGAUGAACCUGUUCAAGAUGUUGGGGAAGGAACUUGUGGUGGUCAGUAUGAUGGUGCAGGGACUAGUGGUGUUGGUGGUACAGAUGAAGAUGGCGAUGAGACAGAAGGUGACGUACAGGCAAGCAGUGACGAGGAGUAUGUGUCGUUCGAUGAGUCUGAUGAUGAUUAA